Aspergillus viridinutans is the source of this 1503-nucleotide messenger RNA. RefSeq names its product glutamate decarboxylase. Lineage: Eukaryota; Fungi; Ascomycota; Eurotiomycetes; Eurotiales; Aspergillaceae. Gene Ontology annotation, molecular function: pyridoxal phosphate binding; glutamate decarboxylase activity. The record is from RefSeq and is a predicted model, not a curated record. Gene Ontology annotation, cellular component: cytosol. The transcript has 5 exons. The coding region runs from base 1 to 1503 and encodes 500 amino acids. Gene Ontology annotation, biological process: L-glutamate catabolic process.
AUGGUACACAUCAGUCGAGUUCAGAAACGCCCCAAAGGCCACCAUCCUAGAGAAACCGAGGUGACCGACUAUGUCUAUGGCACCCACUUCGCAGCGCAAGAUCUGCCGCACCAUGAAAUGUCAGAGCACGAAAUGCCAGCGAGCGUUGCGUACCGGUUAAUCAAGGAUGAAUUGAGCCUUGACGGGAAUCCAUUACUGAAUCUGGCGAGCUUCGUCACCACCUACAUGGAAGGCGAAGCCCAGAACCUCAUGACCGACGCGAUGAGCAAAAACUUCAUCGACUACGAACAAUACCCGCAAACAGCCAACAUCCAGAACCGUUGCAUCAACAUGAUCGCGGACCUGCUACACGCCCCAACCGCCGACGCUCCAGAUACCCAAGACGCUAUUGGCACAUCGACCGUUGGAUCCUCCGAGGGUAUCAUGCUGGCCACGCUGGCGAUGAAGAAGCGCUGGCAGAACCGCCGCAAGGCCGAGGGCAAGGACUGGAUGCGCCCGAAUAUCGUGAUGAAUAGCGCGGUGCAGGUCUGCUGGGAGAAAGCAGCGCGGUAUUUCGAUGUCGAGGAGAAAUAUGUCUAUUGCACGGAGACGCGGUACGUGAUUGAUCCCGAGCAAGCGGUCAAUCUGGUGGAUGAGAAUACCAUUGGCAUUUGUGCGAUUUUGGGAACAACGUACACAGGCCAGUACGAGGAUGUCAAAGCCAUCAACGACCUGUUGAUCCAGAAGAAGAUCGAUUGUCCGAUUCACGUAGACGCCGCGAGCGGCGGGUUCGUCGCCCCGUUCGUGAAUCCCUCCCUAGAAUGGGACUUUCGGCUGCCAAAGGUCGUGUCGAUCAAUGUAUCCGGCCACAAGUACGGUCUGGUCUACCCCGGCGUCGGCUGGGUCUUUUGGCGCUCAUCCGAGUACCUCCCCAAAGAACUCAUCUUCAACGUCAACUACCUCGGCACCGAACAGGCGACCUUCACCCUCAACUUCUCCAAGGGCGCCUCCAACAUCAUCGGGCAGUACUACCAGCUCAUCCGGCUCGGCCGCCACGGCUACCGCUCCAUCAUGCAGAACCUAACCCGCACCGCAGACCAUCUCGCCACGGAGCUGGAGAAACUCGGGUUCAUCAUCAUGAGCGACGGCGCGGGCGGCGGCCUCCCGCUCGUCGCGUACCGGCUUCCUUCCGAUGAAAACCGCCUAUGGGAUGAAUAUGCGCUUGCGCAUGUCCUCCGCCAGCGCGGGUGGGUGAUACCCGCGUACACGAUGGCGCCGCAUAGCAACCGGCUCAAGAUGAUGCGGAUUGUGCUCCGGGAGGACUUUAGUAUGGAUCGGUGUAAUGUGCUGGUUGAGGAUGUCAAGAUGGCGAUGAAGACGCUGGAGGACAUGGACCGGUCGAUGAUCGAGCAGUAUAUUCUACACGCUGCUCGCCAUCGGGCUGGAAAGCCCUAUCAUCCGGUUUACCCGGAGGAGAAGCAUUCGCUUCAAGGCAAGACGGGAAAGACUCAUGCGGUGUGUUGA